Polypterus senegalus (gray bichir) is the source of this 6582-nucleotide messenger RNA. RefSeq names its product NEDD4 E3 ubiquitin protein ligase a (gene nedd4a). Gene Ontology annotation, biological process: receptor internalization; receptor catabolic process; neuromuscular junction development. Lineage: Eukaryota; Metazoa; Chordata; Cladistia; Polypteriformes; Polypteridae. Gene Ontology annotation, molecular function: sodium channel inhibitor activity; protein binding; ubiquitin protein ligase activity. Bases 168 to 2825 code for a protein of 885 amino acids. The transcript is spliced from 29 exons. The record is from RefSeq and is a predicted model, not a curated record.
CUCCCCUACGAAUUGGUUCAAGCUUGAAUUGGGUUUGUUUUUAAAAGCAGUGCUGCUUUCAUGCUUUACGUCUUUUAGUUUUUGCUUUCCAUGUAGUGGGGCUGAACUGGUAUGACAGCCUAAUUUCACGGGAACCUUUCUUUCCUUCAUAGAAUAGCAAGUCGAAAAUGAGCAUGGCUUCAGUUUUGGACGUGCGGGGUCUGCCUACAGAUGAGGAAGAAUCGAAGAUUCUCCGUGUCAAAGUUAUUGCUGGAAUUGGACUGGCCAAGAAAGACAUUUUGGGUGCUAGUGAUCCUUAUACAAGAGUGUCACUUUAUGAUCCAGUAAAUGGAGAACUCACUAGUGUUCAGACAAAAACGAUCAAGAAGACUUUGGAUCCCAAGUGGAAUGAAGAAUUCUUCUUUAGAGUUCAUCCAAGACAGCAUAGACUCCUUUUUGAAGUUUUUGAUGAAAAUCGAUUGACAAGAGAUGAUUUUCUUGGACAGGUUGAUGUUCCUCUUCACCAUUUGCCUACUGAAAAUCCUAAUAGUGAAAGACCGUACACCUUUAAGGAUUUUCUUCUUCACCCACGAAGUCACAAAUCCAGGGUGAAAGGUCAUCUUAGACUUAAAAUGACAUACCUUCCAAAAGGAAAUGGAUCAGAAGAAGAUAACACAGAGCAGACAGAUGAUUUGGAGUCUGGCUGGGAAAUCUUAGAUCUGCAAGACACAACUGGAAGACGUCAUCUACUUCCUGCACUCCCUGCAGGCUGGGAAGAAAGACAGGAUAACUUGGGCAGAACCUACUAUGUCAACCAUGAGACUCGGACCACGCAGUGGCAGAGACCCACAUUUCAAGACAGUCAAGCAGAGGUGGAACAUCGACGGACUAUCCACCUUGAAGCACAGCAUGCGUUUACGACACGAAGGCAAAUCUCAGAAGACACUGAAAGUCGUGAUAGAAGAGACUCUCCUGAUAGCUGGGAGAUCAUCACAGGAGAGGAAACCGCUAUGAGCAACACUCAUAAUCAGUUGUCGCCUCCACCUCCACACUCUCCAAAUGAGCACUUUUGUGACAUCCAGUCUUGCCUUGCGAGUGAACUGAGUCGGAGUCUUCAAACAUCUGGAAACAUAAGCGAAAGGCGUACCUCCAUCACACAGCCAAGUCAUUCAAGCCGAAGAGGAAGUGCGCAGGCAACCGCAUAUGAAGAGCAUCCAGCUCUUCCAGUGCUGUUGCCAGCAUCAACAGGACUACCACCAGGAUGGGAGGAGAAGCAGGACAGUAAGGGAAGAAUUUAUUAUGUUAAUCAUAACAACAGGACCACCACAUGGACCCGUCCGGUGAAUCAGAUUUCUCCAGAUGCCUCACCUCAGCACUCUCCAGGCCAAAAAACCACAUAUGAAAGUGGAUUCCUUCCGUCAGGCUGGGAAAUGAGGAGUGCACCAAAUGGCAGGCCUUUCUUCAUCGACCAUAAUACAAAGUCAACUACAUGGGAAGAUCCAAGAUUUAAAAUACCAGUUCAUAUGAGAAGACGGCCUUCUUUAGAUCCCACAGACCUUGGGCCACUCCCAGCUGGUUGGGAAGAAAGAGUUCAUACAGAUGGACGAAUAUUCUACAUUGAUCACAACACCAAAACUACUCAGUGGGAAGACCCAAGAUUACAGAAUGCUGCAAUAACAGGACCAGCUGUGCCUUAUUCCAGGGAUUACAAACAAAAGUAUGAGUACUUCAGGAAAAAACUGAAAAAACCGACCGAUAUUCCUAACCGAUUUGAAAUGAAGCUGCGACGUAAUGCUCUCCUUGAAGACUCCUAUAGAAGAAUACUAUCCGUAAAAAGACCAGAUUUCCUGAAAGCCCGUUUGUGGAUUGAAUUUGAGAAUGAAAAAGGGCUGGAUUAUGGAGGAGUUGCCAGAGAAUGGUUCUUUCUUAUUUCCAAAGAAAUGUUUAAUCCAUAUUAUGGGUUGUUUGAAUAUUCUGCAACUGAUAACUACACACUGCAGAUUAACCCCAACUCUGGAUUGUGCAAUGAAGAUCAUUUGUCUUAUUUCAAGUUUAUUGGACGUGUUGCAGGAAUGGCAGUUUACCAUGGCAAGCUACUGGAUGCCUUCUUCAUUAGACCUUUCUACAAGAUGAUGUUGCAGAAGCCAAUAACACUUCAGGACAUGGAAUCUGUGGACAGUGAAUACUUCAAUUCACUAAAAUGGAUUUUAGAGAAUGAUCCCAAAGACCUUGACUUGAGGUUUACAGUUGAUGAAGAGCUGUUUGGGCAGACUCAUCAACAUGAACUAACUAUUGGUGGAACAGAUAUUGUUGUAACAAAUAACAAUAAGAAAGAAUACAUUCACUUGGUAAUACAAUGGCGCUUUGUAAACAGAAUUCUGAAGCAGAUGACUGCCUUCAAGGAGGGCUUUUAUGAGCUGAUACCUCAGGAUCUUAUCAAAAUAUUUGAUGAAAAUGAAUUAGAGUUAUUGAUGUGUGGACUUGGAGAUGUGGAUGUCAAUGACUGGAGAGAAAACACUAAAUACAAAAAUGGAUAUUGUGCAACACAGCCAGUGAUACAAUGGUUUUGGAAGACAGUGCUACUUAUGGAUGCAGAAAAGCGCAUCAGAUUGCUGCAGUUUGUUACUGGAACAUCUCGUGUGCCCAUGAAUGGAUUUGCAGAAUUGUAUGGGUCAAAUGGACCACAGUUAUUUACAAUUGAGCAAUGGGGAACACCUGACAAAUUGCCAAGAGCCCACACAUGCUUUAACCGUUUGGAUCUGCCACCUUACGAGUCAUUUGAAGACUUGAGGGAGAAGUUACACAUGGCAAUUGAAAACGCCCAAGGAUUUGAUGGAGUUGAUUAAAAGAAUGUUUUUUUGCAAGCAAAUUCUAAACAUAUCCACUGGUAAUGCACCUUCCAUUGUGGCAGAUAAAGAAAAACCCACAAAACUGAAGAUUAAGAACCUUUAUGGAUAUUUGAGACAUGGGGGUAAAAAAAAAAGUAAAAACAAAACUGCACUUUUUUUCCACAUUCUACAGAUAAUGUCCCAUAAAUUGUUCUAGGAGCAAGUAACUUAUUUUUGUAGGAGAAAAUGGCUAAUUCCAUUGUUAAGUUACAAAAAGGCUUAUAUUUAUAUUGCACUUAAUUGUAAGUUUACUGUUUUUGCUAUGGUUAUUUAAAGAAACUUGAAGUUGUUAAGACAGUCUAAAGCACAGUGCUAUACAAAGUUUUUAAAAUAUGAGUGAUUAACGUUGACUGUUUUUAUUGCUGUGUUUGCCUCAGUUCUCAGCUGUUGAACAGCCAGGCAGAAAGUUACGAAGCAAAGUAAAGUGGCAUUCACCUUGCAUUACACCACACGUUAUAAUUUCUAGAACAGAUCCUUACGAUCUUCACAUAGAAAGAUUGAUGUUCCCCUCAUAUUUUCUUUUUUUUGCCAGGGAAAUGCAGACAUGAUUGGAACACACUAUUGUCUACCUCACUUUUCUAAUGAAUUUUGAAAGAAGGGGUCCAUCAAAACCUUUAUCAUCACCACUAAUUUGCAUUUCUGGGAUUAAAGUUGGUAGCCUGACCUAAUUAGGAUUCUGUUCAAAGAAUAUCUUGACUGGGUAACCUGGUGAGUCCAGUGUUGCAGCUUCUAAGAUUCUUAAGCACAAUUUCAAGACAGUGGCUUUAAGGACUUUGUCGUUGACCUGCUGGCAUUCCAGUUGAGUCCUUAAUUAACUUUAGUGUUGUAUUCCUGAAAGCUACAUCAUAAAAGUAAAAUCAUUAUUUUCUAUUAUUGAAACUCAAUAUAAUAAAAAAGUAAUGAGGGGAUUAUAUAGAAAUAUCGAAUUAAAGAUUGCUGUGCACACUUCAAUAAGAACAUUAUAAACAAAUGCUAUCAGUGUGUAUUUUUGUAUGCAUGUAUAUUAAGAACACUGACUUAAAAAAGGACUGCGAUGGCCAACCACACAACAGUGAUAACUUUCUGAGCUCAUCAAAAACCUUCUAAAGUAUUAAGUAUUUUACCUGCACUGGAAGUGUUUCUGCAGAAGUGGAGCUUUCGAUUUCAUUGUACAUUUUUAACUUAGUGACAUUGCAAAACUGAUAUUUUGGAGUGUUUCCUGGAAAAGGGUCCAGUCUGUGCAGAAAGACAUCUUUCUGUUUAUAUUCCAAUGAGUUUUGACUUUGUAUGCUGUGGACUAAUUCUUAAUCAGUGGCAUUGAAGUGUCAAACAUAACGUGUUGUAAUCUAAAGCAAAAAAGGAGAAAGGAGUAUCCAAAUUGUGAUAUAUUAAUACAUAUUCUUUCUAAACCGGUAUUUUAUUCAGUGCACUGUAGGACAUGUAGUUUAAACUUUUUCCUGCAUUUAGGCAGUUUUUGUUUGUUUACAUAUUGCGUAAGGUUUAGUAAAUGGCAUCGCACUUCAGUAUUAACCCGAUGUUUUGACAGUAGGACAAAGCAAUUUUUAAACAUGCUGUUUACGGGGUAUUCGAGUCUCAGUUUCCCUGAAGAUCUCAUUACUUGCAGAAGUUUUUAAAACCUCCUAAUUAAUACUAUUUAUAUUUACAUUUGAUUUUUCUUUUGAACAAUAUUUUUCUAAGUGUACUUUGGAGCCACAGCCCAUUUAAGCCUCACAGCACCAAACGCCUUUAUGUUGUUUGCUCAUUUUGUACAAUUUCAGAAUAGUGGUUGCAGUUUUAGCUGUGUGAAUAUUAAACCAUUCAUGUUUAGGCUUGAAUCACAAUUAGUCUGCAAACAUUUUGAAUUAAGCACCAUUCCCAAAGCCAACCAAUGGCCUAAUUGUUGUAUUUUUUAAUAUGUUAUUAAAAAUACAGAUUAUCAUGUAACAAACCUCUCGAUGGAGAUAACUGCCAGCAGCCCUUUAUUAAGUAAUGAAGAGCAUGUAUGAAAGAUUACUUGUUUUCCAACCACAACCUACAGCAGUGCCUUCUGGGAGAUGCAAUCGUUAUGACUUAUUUUCAAAACGAUAGUACAUCUUGCUUUGAGAUUUUACUAGAAGAAUAAGGGCAGUGUAGUGUACAUAUUUUUACAGUUGAGCAAAUCUUCUAUUUCUGUCUUUAGCUCAUGUGACUUGAAUUGCUCUUUCAUUUUUUUUUUUUUUAUCUGAUACUUAUAUUUGUUAUUCCUAUGAGAUGAAUAUGUCAAGUCUUACCCUGCCCAGGUUAGACUGUGUUUGUAUAACUCAGAAAUAAUAGAGAGUUAGAGAAGAAGGCUCAUUUCAGCUUUAUGCUCUGCAUUGUCCAGAGUGAAAUGUUUGUUUUCAGCAACAUGGAAUAAGAAAGUGCUUACCAGAUUCUCUUCAAAUGGAUGAGCAUUUAACUUUGGAGUCUGAGAGACACUGACAUUUGACUUACCAACAAUGUAUAAACCUGCUUUAGAAUUGUGAGGUGGUUUCUGCAAAGGCUAAACAAAUUGGCAUAGAGCAAAAGAAAGGCUGUAUGGCAGUGCAGCACCUUGGAAGAGAAAAAUAAAAAAGAAUGGCUGUGAAAUGGCUGCUAAGUUACAGCGGUCUGCCAGUUCCUAUGCACUACUGUCUUUGAAUUUUUGCUUUCCAUGUCACCAUUAUACCUUUUGACCACCUUUCUUCACAAAAUUCUCUUACUACCCAUACUGAAAUCCGUUGCAAACUUGUAUUGUUAAUGUACGAACCAGCAUCCCAAUUUACAUCAGAUUUCUCAACCUCCUUAUCUUCUGGGUAGAAAAGUAAUGCUCAAAUUAUUAUUAUUUUUUACUAAAUUAGAAGUAUCCUCCAGUGUGAAAAACUGAUAUUUUUUGAAUUACAAAUUGGUAUAGAUGUCCUGCAUUUCACGGAGUCCCAGAAAUUCAAUAAACUAGCUUUUAAAUUAGCCGAACACUACUGUUUCACGGCUCAGCAUCCAGAUGGUCUAAAACUGCCUUGAGACGAUGUGUCCCACCAAAGUAUUCCAGACUUGUAAAAAAAAUAUAUAUAUAUAUAUAUCUGGGAAUGCCACUGUAUUGUGUUUGAGUUGUGUUCCUUCCACUGACUCGCUACACUUUUAAUGCUAUACUGUUUUGUGAUCCUUUCCUUGUUACCUUAAUUGCAUUACCAUAUCUGGUUUAGGUUAAACUUGUCUUUUAAUGCUGCCCGAUAAUUUUAAAAAUUACUUUUUUUAAAUGUUUUUUUUAGCCAAAAUUGCCCCAAAAAUUUGCUAGGAAGUUUGUCAGUAUUUUGCAAUGUCACCCCCACUCUCUUAGUGGCCAAGGUGUUAGACUAUGAAUCACUGGAUUGCCUGUUUAGUCCCCACCACUGACCCCCUGCAUUACUCUCAGUGAGUCUUUUAACUAUCCAGUGCUCAACAUUAUAGAUGUACAGAUGUUGUAGAACAAGAAUGUGCCUUAAGAUGGUAUUAAUGUUAAGGUAAUCUAUAAAAUGAUGAUGUAUUGUGUUCAUACAGAUCUUUGGCUGUUUACAUUGUGUCCACAAAUUAACAUAUUAAAAUGAUAAGCCGAAUGCUGUUAAUGAAGACUUAGAAAUAGACUUUUAUACAUCUGUUUAGUUAAUUUUAUGUUGCUGUAUUACUCUACUGUGCUGGUGCUGUUCCCUGCCUUGCUGACCCCCACAGACUUUGACAUUUAUUAAGACAGUCUGAGAAUGUU